AUCGCUUCGUCUCCGUGCAAACGCCUCGUCGUCGACGCAACAAACAACACAAACGCCGCAGUGCAACCACACACACCUGCUCGCCCCCAUGGCGUCCACGCUGACCAACGUGGGCCUGUCUACCCCGGCGGCCCUGCAGGCGAGGCCGCAGCUCGCCGGAGCUGGACGCGUCGGCGCCGUGGUGGCGUUUGCCCGCCGGGCCAGGUUCGCGGCGGUGAGGGCGAGCGGGCCGUCGACGCCGCCGGACAUCUCGGACAAGAUGUCGGAGAGCAUCGACAAGGCGAAGGAGGCGUGCGCGGAGGACAACGCGAGCGGCGAGUGCGCGGCGGCGUGGGACGAGGUGGAGGAGCUGAGCGCCGCCGCGAGCCACGCCCGCGACAAGCUCAAGGAGAACUCCGACCCGCUGGAGAAGUACUGCAAGGAGAACCCGGAGACCGACGAGUGCCGCACCUACGACAACUGAUUUUAUUCGCUAAUUAAUUAAUUAAUUAAAUUGUAUUAUUAAGGCCAUAGAAGAAGAAAGACAGGGUGGGGCUGGUGGUAAUUAUGGAUACUUGAAGGGUGGAAGUGGGGGAAAAAAUGGGGUUUUUAUACUUGCCUGUUGCACUAUUUUGUUAUAUAUUGGUGUGUGAUGAUAUAAGUGGGAAAUAAAUCAUGAAAUUUUCCUGCAGGAAUCUUGUGUAACUCUUUUGUAUGUUUCAUAAGACAGUCUUCACGGGCUUAGCCAAAAUGAGCCUUAUUAGUAGGCAA
Molecule: messenger RNA, 750 nt
Organism: Oryza brachyantha (malo sina)
Lineage: Eukaryota; Viridiplantae; Streptophyta; Magnoliopsida; Poales; Poaceae
Product: calvin cycle protein CP12-1, chloroplastic
Exons: 1
Coding region: 89-463 (124 amino acids)
Biological process (GO): negative regulation of reductive pentose-phosphate cycle
Cellular component (GO): chloroplast
Source: RefSeq, a predicted model, not a curated record